Molecule: messenger RNA, 1663 nt
Organism: Nelumbo nucifera (sacred lotus)
Lineage: Eukaryota; Viridiplantae; Streptophyta; Magnoliopsida; Proteales; Nelumbonaceae
Source: RefSeq, a predicted model, not a curated record
CAGCCCGCUCGUGCCCCGUGUUCAUUGUAUCUUCUACAAAGACUCGGGGGUGUCGGUCUGUCGUACGUCCCCGUGCGUUUGUUGAUGGGGCGGUGGUUGGGUUGGGUUCCCCUUCCCCAUGCUUUUUUAUUAUUUUGUUUUGAGUCGACGUUACGAUGUCUGUGAUUUCUUCGAUUCACGACUCCAUUUCUGGACUGGAGUCUGGAGUCUGGAGCAGACACCACCCACCCACAUCCACUACACCCCUGAUCUUUUGACUUUUAUUUCCUUGGGUUUUUUCGCUUCACCCACCAGUCCACCACUAACAUGAGCCGAAGGAAGGAUUGCACAUUAUAAAAAAAAAACCCACUUUCCCAGUUUUCAGUUUUGAACCAUUCGAUCUAUUUUGGACCGUAUUCCGAGAAUUCCUGCGCAUGGGCCACUUGGUCAUCCUUGAUGUUGAGUGGGUUUGCUUGUACUGUGCACUACGUAUCUAAUUCUUGUCCAUGGGCCUUGAACUUAAGUUGUGAGUUGAGACAUCCAAACUCAAAUCCAAACCCAUCAUUUCUAAAUUCUAAUCCUAUCUCGAUGUGGUAACCGGGAGAAGUACAUAGGACGGAUCACGGAAGUCGGAAGAGGAGCAGAGCAGGAUGGUUAUUAAUGGAAGCGCACGCCUCGUAAUUGACACCACAGACAAGCUUGUCGUCGCUUUCUGUUUCUAACAAGUCACAGUUGUUUCCAAUACAAGAGAUGGUGAAGAGAAGUCAGAGGAGAGGAGGGUGGGUGAUUGGAUUGAGCCGCAUUGAAUGUGCAAGUAACGUAACCCUCACUCAACAACAAAGCAAUAAUGUAUUUGUUAUGUCAUUUGUUGGUCUGGUCCAACGUCGAAGUCGAAGUGAGAGAGGGAAACAGGGUGCGAUUCGUCGGAGCCCAGUUGAAGAUCUGAUCUCGCUCCAUUCCAUCCUCAUACGUCUGCUUUGAUUCCACGUUUACGUUUUGACUAUGCUUUCAACGAUGGCUGCAAAAGACGAGGAGCCCAAGCAGAUCUACAAUCAUGGUCGCCGGUAUGUUUUCUUCGACCGUUCCGGCUGUUCUGUUAAAGCUUUUUACCCGGGAGGUAACACCCAUUUCGCCAAUUCGGAUCGGCUGAAAGGCAUGGGUGUAGAUUCACUUGAGAAAGCUAAGGCUGGCAGAGAAAAUAGCAUCGUUUUGGAGAUGAUGGAUGGCGAGUAUCCGGAGCUGUCUCACACCUCUGAGGAAGAUUCUGAUGUCAAGUCCGACGGGGGCACUUCUGUGUACAAUGGCGUUGAGAUGUUGUCCGAUGACGAAGCAUUCUCUGUUGAUGAUAUCUUGUACGAAGAAAGUGUGAAGAAGAAGCUCAGGUUCUUGGCCGGAAUGGUGGGGAUAGACUGUACGAAACCAGGCGUCGUGUUGGGUGAGGUUGUAAGGGUGUUGAAGGAUUUGGAGCGGGAAACAGGUGGUACUUCUCAGAAGAAGAAGACCUGGGUUUGAAGAUUUGUGAAGGAGAAAAAGCCUUUGUAAGGAUUGAAUCCAAGCAUUUUGUGUUGACAAUAAUAAAGAAUCAGGGCUGGUUAUUAUUAUAAUACUGUUAUAUAUGUGCUCUGUUGCUUCCAUACAGCCGGUUAUGUAAAUUAAUAUAAGUAUGAAAAUAAAAUAAACUGAU